AUGGGUAAGUCCAAAAAAAGAUCAAGAGCGUCUAAUGCCCGUUUAAAUCCCCUAAAUGGCGCUGGCAGAAGCAAUGCCAGGGACAGCUCUUUGGUCACAAAUAAGUUACAGCCACUUCUGAAGAAUCUAGAGAGCGCCAUUCCCAACGAGAGGGCAAUGGCUCUAGCAUCGAUUAGUGUCCUGUGUGAGGAUCCACAAAUGAGGAAACUGUUGCUGAAGCAAAAGCUGAUCCACAUAAUGUUGAGCAGGCUGUUGUCAGAUGACAACACCGAUAUCAUCGUGGAAUCGUAUGGCCUCCUGAGAAAUCUCUCACUGGAGGAGGGAUAUGAUGUAUCAAUUCACCUGUGGAGGUCUGAAAUUUGGAGUAGCAUAUCGCAAGGAUUUGAUAAAUUAAUAGAGUCAUUGAAGGCCCUACAAAAGAACGAACAACAAGGUGAGAAAAAUGAUAAAAUACCCACAGAGUCAAGAAGGCUAUUAUUCGAUUACGCCGAUAACUUGAUUUCCCUGGUUGUCGCAUUAUCCAAUGGUUCCGAUGACAUUCUUAACGAAAUUCUGGGAGAAGAUAAACUGAACUGUGUAUUUAGAGUCGUUACCAGCCUGCUGCAAUAUGGGAUAGACAAGUUACCAAUAGCGGUAUUGAAUACUAUUUUGGAUUUGAUUUAUGAUUUAAGCUCAGAGUCCUUCUGUUUCAUUGAGAAGAUAAGUAAUGAUGCCUUUUUAUCAAAUUUUAUUAAAGGGCUACCUGAUAUGAUGAACAAAAAAACUUUUAAUGAACUUUCAAAAGUCUUGAUCCAGGGUAUUUAUUUACAGUUUUUGGACGCAGACAUCACUUAUGAUCAGGCAAAUUCUAUUAUUAUUAGCGUUUGUGGAUCCAUAGAGAAUAUCGAUUUGGAACAAGUUGAAGCAAAUUUGUCCAGUAACGCAAAUGAUGAUGAACUGGUUAAAACACAGGACUCUAAAGUGGCAGAAAAGAUUAAGGAUUAUACGAAAGCGCGCACAGGUGCUAUGAUGAAACUACAAAGCAUAGAAAUUGCCAUUGAUAUAAUGACGGCUAUUAUUGAAAUAGUCGCUUCCCUUUACGAAGAUGGGAAGAAGAAAAUACCACAAACACUCCAAGGUACUCUCACUCAAUUUUUACCUCUUAUCUUCGAGGGGUUAGGACCAAAGUUUGCAUCGCGUAUUCUCAUAGCGUGGAAUAAUCUUUUGUGGUUAUAUUUAAGUUUAGGAAUUAAUUUUUUUGACCUUCCUGGUGAGAUUUAUAAAAGUCUCUGGACAUAUGUCAAUGCUUUGCCAGAUACGGAUAUUGACUUGAAAUUAGGUAAGCUAAGCGUGAUAUGGGCGUUGUUGAAAACUAUAUCUUUUGAUUCCGACUUUGAGAAAUGGUUACAACAAUUCAAUUUAUCAAACAAUUCGGACUUCCUGCAUUCUGUUAUUAAAAACUAUAAUGCGGAUAUGAGCAAUGAAGAUUUGUCAAAAGAAGACACAUUUGAGUUGGGACAAAGGUAUUGCGGUGUUUUUUCCACAUAUGCGCUUUUCAAAGGCCAAAUAGAAACAAACAGAAUCGUAGGCCAGUUUAUUUUGGAGCAACUGUUGUCGCAGGAUGUUCCACAGGGGUUGCAAACAGAAUUUACUAAUUCAUUAUUUGAAAUAUAUGGCGAUGGAAAUUUCGAUUACGAUAAACCUGUCUUUGUUUCUGGUAGAUUUCUUGAAAUCAUAGAAAAGCAGGUCAUUCCAAACCUUAAAUCGAGAUUCAAAUUUGUUGAUAAGAACAAGGAGCCGCAAUUGAAGUCAAAAUGUAACGAAUGCAUCUCCACCUUGGACAGUUUCGUUCAAUAUAAAAGAAAUGAGUGA
Molecule: messenger RNA, 1851 nt
Organism: Zygotorulaspora mrakii
Lineage: Eukaryota; Fungi; Ascomycota; Saccharomycetes; Saccharomycetales; Saccharomycetaceae
Gene: SYO1
Product: Syo1p
Exons: 1
Coding region: 1-1851 (616 amino acids)
Biological process (GO): protein import into nucleus; ribosomal large subunit biogenesis
Source: RefSeq, a predicted model, not a curated record